This is a messenger RNA of Rubroshorea leprosula, 3139 nucleotides long. NCBI's taxonomy places the organism in Eukaryota, Viridiplantae, Streptophyta, Magnoliopsida, Malvales, Dipterocarpaceae. The record is from the annotation of a GenBank genome assembly.
GUCAACACGUAAUCCGAAGUGUCAGCACCACGCGAUCAGCAUCUAAAAUUCAGUUUCCUAUUUCUAUUCCAAGUCCUACUUCUAUUUCAAUUAGGGUUUCUAAAAUCCUAUAAAUACCCAUCUAAAUUCAGAAUGAGAGGAGUUUUGGGGAGGCUUGUGGCAGCCCUCUUGGGCAUUCUUGGAGGUCAAAAUAGAGGAUUCAACAAUAGAAGAUCAAGGAGUUCGAUUUCCUCAAAUUGGGUUUUAUUCUUCCUUGUUCUUAACUAUGAUUGCAGCGUUGUGGAGCACGCCAAUAAGUUCCUUGAUGCCAUGGGGGCUCACGUCGGUGACAGAGACUUGUGUUUGCACGAGUUCUCAAAGUCUCUCUCUGAUAAAGCUUAUACAUGUGAAAAGCGCAUCACUAUCCUUGAUCUCCACAACACUCGCCAAUGCAUCGGUGAGGAUUUAAUGGCUUAUGUGAAGAGGUUUAGAGAUUUGACACUUGAUUGUUACGGUGGCCAUGCUGAGUCCUUCUUGGUGGAGAUUUGCAUCAAUAAUAUGUUCUCGGAGUAUCGCAUUGUGCUUGAAAACAUCAAGAUCAAUCAGUUUGCAAGGUUGCUCGAUGUUGCUAGGAGAACAGCCAUCUCUGUUAAAGCCAUCUCUACUGGGAAGUCUGCGGUGAAGUCCACAGAAAAGAAAACCACUGCUCAUACCUUGGCUGUCUCUAUCGGAGGAGAAUGUCUCAAUGCCGAAGCACAUGCUAUCCGUGCUUAUCUGGAGUUCUCUAACGCCAUCACAUUCACCGACGAAGAUAUGGAAGCGCCAUAUCCUGAUCACAAGAAGCCUUUUUACUUAUCUGCUCAGAUUAACUCUGUCAGUGUCAAAUGUGCACUUGUUGAUACUGGAUCUGCUCUCAACCUAAUACCGCUGAGCACCAUCACCAUCGUAAGAGUCCCCCAACGAAGGAUUGUUAGGUCUCCACUCAGCAUUGUUGGCUUCAGCAACAACAGUGAAGAUGCCCUUGGAUACAUUCAGCUUGAAUUAAAGGGUCGUCUACAUGGGAAGGUUUUCUGUAUCUCUACCAACCCGUUGCCAUUUGACCAGAUUGAGACCCACUUCGCUAAGGCUGCUUUUUCUGAUGAAUUUGCUCUUUCUGGUGAAGCGACCAUGUCUCACCCAAGUGGCACUAUCCUACUAGCAUGGAAUGACAUCAAAGAUAAUCCUGAUCUCGAUCUGCGAAGUAUCUUGGAACAUAAGAGGCAGAAGAAGGAGCAAAGCAGAAUGCCUCACCUCACUCUUGAGGCUAGAAAUAAAAUACUUAUCGAGCACUUGGAUUCUUCUGGUGAAGUUGAUCAUCUGAUACCACCAGAUGAGUUGCCAACCCUCCAUAAGGCUCAACUAGUGUUCACUUCUCUAGAGUCCCUCGAAGCUGUCGAUCUUGGAGAUGACUCAGCGAACCCUAGGCAAAAAUACAAGGAUGUUUUCACUUGGAAUUAUGAUGAGAUGUUGGGGCUUGAUCUAGCUUUGGUGGUGCACUCCUUGAAUGUUGAUCCUAAUAUGAAACCAAUUGUGCAGCCAAAUUGUGCCUUCCAUCUAGAAGUUACUCUGAAAAUCAAAGAAGAAAAUGAGUGGAUCAAGUGCUGUGUGGACUUUCGUGACCACAACAAGGCCUGUCCCAAGGACGAAUUCUCUAUCCCAGAUAUGGAUGUGCUAAUGGAUAAUAUGGCUGGUUGCGAAAUGCACUCCUUCAUGGAUGGCAGUAGCUGGUAUAACCAAAUCAGUAUGUGCCCUAGCGAUGCAGAGAAAACUGCUUUUUGCACUCCUAUUGGCAAUUUUUACCAUGUCGUUAUGCCAUUUGGAUUUAAAAAUGCUGGGUCGACUUAUCAAAGAGUCAUGGUGGCAAUCUUUCAUGAUUUCAACCACGUAUAUAUUGAAAUCUACAUUAAUGAUUUUGUGGUGAAGUCUAAAACAAGAUUGGGCCACUUUGAUGUAUUGAGAAAAGUCGUUGAGAAAUGCCGCUUGUACAAGCUAAAAAUGAACCCAGUGAAGUGUGCAUUCGAUGUCUCCGUAGGAAAAUUUAUGGGCUUCCUUAUGAGCAAACACGGAAUUCUAUCCGCAUUUAGCCCUUUGUUGAAGAAAGGGUCUGCUUUCACAUGGACAGUAGAGCAGCAACGUGCUUUCUCACAUCUACAGGAUCUCAUGCUUAGACUACCAACCAUAUCUGUCCCUAUCCGAGGUAAACCACUUAAAGUCUAUUUGUCUACUAUUGACAAGGUUGUAAGUGCACUAGUUGCCCAAGACGACCAAGAAGGCAAGGAGCAGCCAGUCUACUAUGUCAGUAGAAACCUUAAAGGCGUCGAAUACAACCUAUCACUAAGUCUUAGCCCAUUCAUCAAUCCCACUACCAUAAAGGGGCAAGCUGUUGUAGAUUUGCUGUCUGAGUUCUUUGGCGAAGUCCAGUAUCCUAUUUUUGAUGAAGUCCCAAGUGGUGAGAUUGCUAUUGCACAGGAAAUUGAGGAAGAAUGGACAUUGUGCUUUGAUGGCUUUUCUACGGCUAAAAAGGCUGGGGCUGGCGUUGUCCUCAGAGAUGAAAAACAUCAUGAUGUGGUAUUCUCAUUCAAGCUUGAUUUUCAAUGCACAAACAACACCACAGAGUACGAAGCUUAUCUUAUUGGCCUCGCUUUGGCUAAAGAGGCUGGUGUGCAGCACUUGAAAGUCAUUGGUGAUUUUGGUUUGAUCCUUGGACAAGUUCAAGGUGCCUUUGCUGUCCAAGAAGAACAUCUCGCGCCUGAUCAUACUUUCAGCCAAUACUUGGAGCAGUCCUUCGCUAGCAUAAGAUAUGGUGGAAUCUUGGCUAGGUGUGUCAGCGACAAGGAGGCAUAUCGUAAGCGUAGGGAGAUUCAUGAUCGCACAUGUGGCCACGACAAUCAUAUAAGCCUCUAUCGCCAUAUCCAACGAGCAGGGUAUUAUUGGCCAGACAUAGCUCGGCAAUCCACUAAAUUCCAACAGCAAUGUAUAUCCUGUCAAUAGACUUAUUAUCAAAACAAAGAAUGCUUCUCCAUUAACGGUGUCCAAGAUUGGCACCACCUUUACAUGGAGUACUUCACUGAGGGAAUAUGGAUUCUAGGUAAAGAACUAAAAAUAAAUUUUUACCUUUUAU